Messenger RNA from Branchiostoma belcheri (Belcher's lancelet), 1520 nucleotides. Its product is annotated as fibroblast growth factor receptor 3-like. Gene Ontology annotation, cellular component: signaling receptor complex. The record is from RefSeq and is a predicted model, not a curated record. Gene Ontology annotation, biological process: positive regulation of kinase activity; multicellular organism development; cell surface receptor protein tyrosine kinase signaling pathway. Lineage: Eukaryota; Metazoa; Chordata; Leptocardii; Amphioxiformes; Branchiostomatidae. Gene Ontology annotation, molecular function: ATP binding; transmembrane receptor protein tyrosine kinase activity. The transcript is spliced from 14 exons. The annotation marks the transcript as partial.
AUGGCAGACGACUACAAAAGAACCGAUGUAGUACAGAUCGGUGACGGGGAACCCUGUGGUCACGAGUGGUGCUGUGGGCGGAGUGAACUCGCCGAUCCCAGGCGCGCAAAGUCUCCUGGCAAUAAGAAACUCCAGUCAGGUCAGAAGUACACAUCAGCAGUGCGGUGUUACGUGGACUCUGGAGCCAAGAGACGCAAGCGGAACACAGAAAAGUUAUUCACGACAAGUGGGUACAUUGAACCUGUUAUCACAGAAAUGGACAACGAAGUCGAAACUGUUCCUCUCGUUCCCAUCAUCGUUGGCGUUGCGGCUGUUCUACUGGUGGCUCUGCUGGUGACAACCAUUUACCGCAUCCAAGACCUUGUCACUGUGGACGACGUAGUGGAAUUCCUGAGGUCCAGAGGACACCAGAUAGAUGGAGAAGCAGUCUCCAAUCUGACCGACGCUGUGCUGGCUGAACUCAUUCCUGAGAUCGGACCGAGGGUCAAACUACAGAAAGCACUGCAGGAACUGAAGGACAACUCGAACUGCGAUGAAAGCAGCAAACCUGUCCACGCUGACUGGGAAAUCCCCCGGUCCAGUCUGACGCUCGGUAAAGUCCUGGGGAAGGGACAGUUUGGAGAGGUCCGUAUGGGGGAGCUGAGGAAGAGAGGCGUGACUCAGACUGUGGCAGUCAAGACACUGAAAGCAUCUGCCGAAGACCGAGACAAACAGGACCUGAUGGGGGAGCUGGAGAUUCUGGUCACUGUUUGUCGUCAUGACAACAUCAUCAGUCUGGUUGGCGCAUGCACAGUAGAAGGUCCUCUGGCACUUGUGGUUGAGUACGCACCAAACGGCUGUCUGAAGGACUGGCUGAAGGACAACCGUCCUGAGGAGAUGGACCAGACAGACGACAAAAACAUCGCCACAUCCGGGGUUCAGCUGCCGAUGGACCAGCUGAUCCUGUUCGGUAUUGACAUCGCGAAUGGGAUGAGUCAUCUGGCCGCCAUGCAGUGUGUCCACCGUGACCUUGCAGCCAGGAACGUGCUCCUUGGAAAGGACCUGACGGCCAAGAUCUCAGACUUUGGUCUGUCUCGGGAUAUCUACGAGGAGUCUGAGUGGUCCUUUGGAGUCCUUCUGUGGGAGAUCAUGACAAUGGGUAAGAAGCCGUACGGUCGGAUGACCGGCAAAGAGCUCAUGAAACUGUUGCCGGAUGGCUACAGGCUGGAGAAACCUGCCCUAUGUCCUCAGGAGAUUUACGAUGUGAUGAGGUGCUGUUGGGAAACCCUCCCUGAAAACAGACCAACGUUUCCGGACCUGAAGGUGACUCUGGACCGGAUCGUUCAAGAUUACAAGCCCAUAGAAGAUAGUGCAGGCGACCACCAGCAAGAUAAUACUUCACUUUCCGUCCGUGUGAGCGGCCGCUCCCGGGGAGCGGACAGUCUGCCGGGCGGGGGACCGUGCCAGAUGGGGACCGGGUCAGAUGGGGACCGGGCGCGGCCAGGCCUGUGGGCGGGCGCCGGAACGAGCCGACCCCGAAG